GAAGUGGAUCUUCGCACGUUAUGAAUGUUAUAACACACUCUCUGCUCCUCCUCCAACUCUUUCAUCACUCCUUCAAACCAACAAAUUUCAUUUUUUUUAAUUUUCAUUUCAACAAUUUAAAAAUAUUUAGUAUUCUUUAAAUAAUUUAAUUAGUUUUCAAGAAUCGCCAGCUCUCUUUGCAUAUGCUCUCUACUACUGCGCGCACACAACAAACAGAACUCAACAACACCAACAAAUAACGCCAACACCAGUUCUUACAAAAAACCAACCCACUCUCUCUCUCUUUAUUCUUCAUAAAGUCUUAAUCUUUCUCCAAAACCCAUUAACUAUGGCUUAAUUCAAUGUUAGACAACUUCAAAAGCUUUAAGCUUUUUCUUUUUUGGACAAAAAUGGUAGCCUUUUCUGUUCAUUGUGUCUCCUUUUGUCUUAUUUGAGCUAAAAAAGUUUUGAUUUGAAAUAAAGUUGUUUUUUCUUAUCUAAAGAACUAUUUUUUUUUUGAAUUUUUGAGUUUAAGUUGUAAGUUUGCAAAUUCAUUUCUUAAAUGGUUGAUUAAAGCAUUUGUUAGGUUAGUGUUUUAGUUUAAAUGUUUGAAGCUUUUAAUUGACGAAUAAUGACUAUUUUAGAAAUGUAGUCAUAGGAGAAAGAGUUUUCAAUACUUGUAAGUUCAGUUCAGUUUCACAUUUUAAACUCUGGAUUUUGAGGGACUUGUAGUGUCUACAUUGGUUUUCUAGAGGGUUUUAGGACAUCAUAAUCAUUGAUGAUUUUGUUGAAGCUGGUUGGUUCAGACCCAUGAAGAAUUUCUACUGCUUUAAGCAAAUCUCUAACAAUGGCAGAUCAGGAAGGAGAUUGUCUCUUGGAGAGUACAAGAGAGCAGUUUCUUGGUCUAAGUAUUUGGUGUCAUCUGGUGCAGAGAUUAAAGGAGAGGGAGAGGUAGAAUGGAGUGCUGAUAUGUCCCAAUUGUUUAUUGGUAACAAAUUUGCAUCAGGGAGACAUAGUAGGAUUUAUAGAGGGAUUUAUAAGCAAAUUGAUGUUGCAAUUAAGAUUGUUAGCCAGCCUGAAGAGGAUGAGGAUUUGGCUGCUAUGCUUGAGAAGCAAUUCACUUCAGAGGUGGCUUUGCUUUUCCGAUUAAGGCAUCCGAAUAUCGUUGCAUUUGUUGCAGCUUGCAAGAAAGCUCCUGUGUUUUGUAUAAUUACUGAGUAUUUGGCUGGGGAAUCAUUGAGAAAAUAUCUCCAUCAGCAAGUGCCGCAUUCAGUUCCACACAACCUAGUUCUUAAAUUAGCUCUUGACAUUGCGAGAGGGAUGCAAUAUCUUCAUGCCCAAGGGGUUCUUCAUAGGGAUCUCAAAUCAGAAAAUUUACUGCUUGGAGAAGAUAUGUGUGUAAAAGUAGCUGAUUUUGGCAUCUCAUGCUUGGAAUCUCAAUGUGGUAGUGCAAAGGGUUUCACGGGAACAUACCGUUGGAUGGCUCCUGAAAUGAUUAAAGAGAAACAUCACACAAAAAAGGUUGAUGUUUACAGUUUUGGCAUAGUGCUAUGGGAGCUUCUAACUGCAUUGACUCCAUUUGACAACAUGACUCCCGAACAGGCUGCUUUUGCUGUCUGCCAAAAGAAUGCAAGACCGCCACUACCACCCGGAUGCCCACCUGCAUUUAGUCAUCUCAUAAAGCGAUGCUGGUCAAGCAAUCCAGACAAGCGUCCGCAUUUUGACGAGAUAGUUAGAAUUUUGGAGAGAUACUCGGAGUCUAUUGAGCAGGAUCCUGAGUUUUUCUCGAAUUAUAAACCUCGUUCCAAAAAUUCUAUCCUGCAUUGCUUGACUAUAUGCAUGGAUGGCAAUGAUUCGAGUUCCGUAAAAGCCUAGCUAGGAUCUCUUUUCCGUCUAUUAGGCGCGAUGCUAAGUGUAUGAUAUGAUGUUUGAUGUAGGUUUGUAUUUGCAAUCAUGUGUAGAAGGUUUGUCUGUGGCCUUUUUAUUGCUUAAUUGAUCACCUUCUCACAUGAAAAAUGUAUUGGAACAAAAGAGUUCCUUUCAUUUGGUAAUAGUAAUGUAAUUUGAGAAAAUGAACUGAAGUUUUUAUAAGUCUGUCGUUUUUAUAA
Mercurialis annua (annual mercury) is the source of this 2087-nucleotide messenger RNA. RefSeq names its product serine/threonine/tyrosine-protein kinase HT1-like. Gene Ontology annotation, biological process: protein phosphorylation. The record is from RefSeq and is a predicted model, not a curated record. The coding region runs from base 790 to 1854 and encodes 354 amino acids. The transcript is spliced from 3 exons. Gene Ontology annotation, molecular function: ATP binding; protein kinase activity. Lineage: Eukaryota; Viridiplantae; Streptophyta; Magnoliopsida; Malpighiales; Euphorbiaceae.